CUUGACCCUCUGUCCAUUCCCGCCUGCAAAGAGCACACACCAUCAUGACAUCAAAUCAGCCAAAAAAGACCGCCCUCGCCAAUGGGCCGGACAAAAAAAAGCCGGUGAAGAACGCCUCUCCUCAUAAUAAGUUGAAAAAGUCUGUGAAACAGACAAAAGCUACUGCCGUCAAAGUCGUCAUGGCCGCAAAUGACAACACCGUAACAUCCUCCACCGCCGCGAAGGUGGCACCAUCCUCUAACUGGAAGAACCUCUUAUCUACAAUUAAACCUGCUCCUCGUAAAUCAAUACCCACCGCAAAUGCACCAAGGAAACACUCGUACGCAGAGAUGGAGGAAAACGAUAUGGAAGACGGAAAAGAAACAGGAAGUCUACCAGGCGCCAAGGCACGAAAGCUGGAUGUUAGCUCAGAACCCAAGUACGACACCGCCCAACUGUGGUUCGACGACAUAUCAAACGAGGACCUUGAAAAAGUCUAUGGAAAGAAUUCAAAAAAGCACGAAUACGACCCUACAGACACUGGGAAGCACAAGAUCGGAAAAUACGUUGGAAUCGAUUGCGAGAUGGUGGGAGUAGGACCAGAGGGCAUUCAGUCUGCAUUAGCCCGUGUCAGUAUAGUCAACUACUACGGCGUCACGAUUCUUGAUCUCUACGUUCGACCCAUGGAGCGUGUAACGGACUUCCGUACCGAAGUCAGUGGAAUUACCCCAAAACUCCUUGUCAAUGCAGUCGACUUUAAGGAUGCUCAGAAACAGGUAGCGGAUGUCCUCGAGGAUAAGGUCGUGGUCGGACAUGCUGUCCACAACGACUUUAAAGCUCUUUUGCUGGACCACCCUCAACGUUUAAUCCGUGACACUUCAAGAUACCAGCCCUUCCGAGCCUUGGCCAAGGGCAAGUCACCAUCGCUUAAAAAGUUGGCGCUUGAGAUUUUGGGGAUCAGGAUCCAGGACGGAUCACAUUCCAGUGUGGAAGAUGCCCGGAUAGCCAUCUUAUUAUAUAGGAAGCACAAGGAGGCGUGGGACUCGUCCUUGGCUCUUAAAGCUAAGCGGAUGGUCCAGAAAGCAACUAAAAACAAGAAAAAGGCCAUAGCACAAUAGCAUUCUGGACAAUCGCUGUGGAUCCACGAGACUGAA
This is a messenger RNA of Gamsiella multidivaricata, 1133 nucleotides long. Its product is annotated as ribonuclease H-like domain-containing protein. Gene Ontology annotation, biological process: rRNA processing. The record is from RefSeq and is a predicted model, not a curated record. The transcript is spliced from 3 exons. Gene Ontology annotation, molecular function: nucleic acid binding; 3'-5' exonuclease activity. Gene Ontology annotation, cellular component: nucleus. NCBI's taxonomy places the organism in Eukaryota, Fungi, Mortierellomycota, Mortierellomycetes, Mortierellales, Mortierellaceae. Bases 45 to 1097 code for a protein of 350 amino acids.